Owenia fusiformis is the source of this 3107-nucleotide messenger RNA. The record is from the annotation of a GenBank genome assembly. Lineage: Eukaryota; Metazoa; Annelida; Polychaeta; Sabellida; Oweniidae.
AUUCAUCAGUGUUUAUAAGACAUUGAAAUUUCAAGACAACGCGUCUAUGUUGUGAUAGGCCUCCAGUAGCAGUCCAUCUCAAUGCGUGUACUAGAGACAGGGACGAGUCAAACAGUUAGUAUGGGCAAGAAAAAGCACAAGUUGCGUCAUGGAAAGAAGGACAUUGACUUGAAUAGUGAGUCUUCGGAUGAGGGCCUUCAAGCUACAGGUCAGACAUGCCCCCACAUCAAUAAGUCUGUCAACCUUAAUGCAAUGAAGAAGUCAUUGAAACAACAAGGUGCAAUUGGAGAAUGUGUGACAUGUGUAAAGAAUGCCAGCAAAGGUGGAGCCAAGCCAGUCAUGUCCCCCUCAGACGAGGAUGUUGGCAUAAUUGUUUGCCUUCAAUGUGGAAAUCAGGGAUGUGAUCGUUACUCUAAGGAACGUCAUGCAGUGCAACAUUAUAUGCAGCCUCGGUCAACCUCACAUUCCUUGGUCAUCAACCUCAACAGUUGGCUUAUAUGGUGUUAUGACUGCGAUGAUGAGGUGAAUUCUGGGAGUAGCAAACGUCUCUUAGAAUGUGUCGAUUUUUUACGUAAAGCGCUCUCUUCAGCAUCUACCCAGCAGGCAACACAAAUACCAGGCAAAAAGGCAGGGAUUGAAGGAAGUGAGCCCAGUGCCAAUGAAGCUGUUGAAGCAGUUGCUGCUAAAUCUGCCACUAAGCAGCCAAACAACAGUAUUCUGCCAAAAGUCAAGGGCCUAAGCAAUCUUGGAAACACAUGUUUCUUCAAUGCAGUUAUGCAGAAUCUUAGCCAGACCCAUAUUCUUGAGCAGCAGUUAUUGCAAUGCAGCAAAGAUGUCAAAAUGACAUUGCCAGGACGUGAGGCCAUCAAAUGUGACGAUGAUGAUGACGUCAUGCUACCUAAACUUAUGCCAAUGGAGAUUCGCCUCUCAGACUGCGUAGGCUUGACAAUGGCAUUGCGCUCAUUUAUCCAUGAUAUGACAUCAUCGAGUAAAAAUUCAACCAUCAGUCCCUCGACCCUCUUUGGCCAAGUUUGUAAAAAAGCUCCAAGAUUUAAAGGUUUUCAACAACAAGAUAGCCAUGAGCUGUUACGCCACCUAUUAGAUGGAAUGAGGGCAGAGGAAAUAAAGAGGAUUCAAGGUGGGAUACUACAAGAGUUCCAGAGGCCAGGGAUUACUCCUAAAGACUUUGACAAAGAGACUAAGCUAAAAAUCAAAGAAUAUGGUCGUCAGGGUAAACAUACAUUUGUUGACAGUGUGUUUGGGGGCAACCUCAUCAGUACAGUCAACUGCGAGGAGUGCAAUACACCAUCCCAAGUCUUUGAAGCAUUCCUUGACCUGUCACUACCAAUUGUGGUUGAAAAGCCAACACGCAAUAAUAAUGGCUCUCACCGCAAAGGGAUUAUGGGAUUGGAGAAGACGGAUGAGCUUGCGGGUGCUAUAGAUGGCUUCUCCACAAAUGCGAGGCAAUCAAAAUACCAGGAUAAGAAAUCAAAGAAACAAGCAAAGCGAGAUUCAAAGAAGAGACGUAAGAAUGUGAAAAAUUUGGAAAUGCCUGCACAACCUUCUAUUGAUGAUGUGGAAAUAACUGAUAAGGUGCAAGAGACCUCUUCUAAUGGCAAUAAAUCACCAAUUAUCUCAGAUGCUGAUAUUGAAGAUAAUCUUGACAGUGAUUUAUCCAAAAAUCGAUUCAGUAACCUUGACGACAGUCAGAUAUCUGCUCAAAACCAAGACAAAAUGACCAAUCCCCAAACUACUAGUGCUCAAAGCCCUGAGAGGAAAAGUCCAUUAGUUAGCCAAGGGUCAGCAGGUAGUAGUGAAGAUAGCAACGAAGUAGUUGUUGCCAUAUCAACCACCAAUGGACAGAUUGAUGAGGUGCAUGUUGAAGAUGUAGAUAAGGAGCAUGGAAGCAAAACUAUAGAACAGUCCAAAGACAUUAAAGAAAUUACGGAAAAACUACAAGAAGUGACUAUAAAACAGUCUAAUUUAGAAAAUAAAAAUAAUACAACCAAACUACUUCCUGCGAAUGAUGAUGUCAUACAAAAUGGUGUGUCAAAUAGCAAUAGUGGUAGUACUUCCGGUUCAGAUGCCUCAAAUGUAGUUCCCUGUAAGAUGUCCGGAGCCUCAUCAAGUUUACGCAUUGAUGCCAUGUUAGAAUCAAUGCGGCCGCUAGGAGAGCGAUACCAGACUAAAUCAUUUGAAUGCUCCGUUGCGUCAUGUCUUAAUCAGUUUAUAUCAGCUGAGCUGUUGACGGGAAACAAUAAAUUUGGUUGCGAGACUUGUACUGGGAAACGCUAUAAGGAUCAGCCAGAAUCAGUGAAGAAAGAACGAGUCUACACCAAUGCCAGUAAACAACUGUUACUGUUCUCUCCCCCAGCAGUGCUGACUCUUCACCUCAAGCGUUUCCAACAGGUUGGGAUGCGUCUGAGGAAGGUAGAUGCGCCAGUGCAGUUCCCUCUUAUCUUGGACAUCGCUCCAUUUUGCAGCUCUUUGGCACAGGGUGUGCAACCAGGCCAGAAGAAGGUCCUCUAUUCCUUAUAUGGUGUUGUUGAACACAGUGGGCGGUUGUCUGGUGGCCAUUACACUGCCUAUGUGAAAAUGCGUCAACCAAAUCCGAGAAUAAAGCACUUUCUACAACAUACCAGUAUCAAUGAGAUUAACCUUGAAAAAAUCUAUACCCUGAUACAUCAGUUGAGUAGCAUUGAUGGUGAACAGGAAGACGAACAGACAAUUGAACCAUCAUCCGGCAAAUGGUAUUACGUGAGCGAUUCAAGUGUGAGAGAAACAAAUGAAUCAGCAGUACUCAGGUGUCAGGCUUAUAUCUUAUUCUAUGAAAGAAUAUAUUGACCCAGUGCUAUUGACAUGUAGUAUAAUUUAAUGAAGGUAUUGCAAUAUCAAGGAUUAUAGGUCCAAAUUUUCAUAGUCAUGGAACCCUUGUUAUAUUUUGGUGUUGAAAUAUUAUUAUCCCAUUGAACAAAGUUUGAAAUAUUAAGAAGUCCAUCCAUUGAUCUUUUUGUCUGUCUGGGUUAUGACUCAAAUAGCAUUUGAUGAAUUUGGUUCAAAGUUUUUAGGUGAUUUGAUAUAAAAUGUUUUGUUCAGUGGGAUUUGCU